AAAAACCAAUAAUCCAGAAUCGCCGAAGUCCCCACGAAUCCAGAUUAAAGACUUGUAUAAUCAAUUGAAGAAUUUAGAUCGUGAGCUGAUGGAUAUGGAAUCAAUAAAAUAUCAUUUCAGUGAAAUAUUUUUGAAGAAGAUCUUUACUUUGUAUAAAAAUUAUGAAUGGUCCCUCACAUUUUCUGCUAUUAAUCUGUGCAUUACAUAGAAAUUACAACUGGUCUUGCCAGCUGGUUGACUACUCUGAUAACGCAUAUGAAGUUCGGAUUGCUAAAGCGUUAUGGUGGUAUUACUUCUCAAAGCUACUGGAAUUCUGCGACACUUUAUUUUUUAUUCUCCGGAAGAAAAAUAAUCAACUUACAUUUCUUCAUAUAUACCAUCAUUCCACAAUGUUUGGACUAUGGUGGAUUGGAGUGAAGUGGGUUCCUGGAGGAUCAGCCUUGCCAGGAGCUAUGGUCAACUCUUUCGUCCAUGUAGUGAUGUAUUUAUAUUAUGCAUUGACUGCUAUUGGUCCUGCCAUACAACGUUACCUGUGGUGGAAAAAGUAUCUCACUAUUCUGCAGUUGGUUCAGUUUGUUUCAGCUAUGGUGAUGGGUAUAAAAGCAAUAUUAUACAACUGCCAAUUCACAAAAUGGAUGCAAUAUGCCUUAGUAGCUUAUUCGUUUUCUUUCAUAGUGCUCUUUGGAAACUUCUAUUUUAAUUCCUACUUCAAAAAAAGCAUUCAGAAGAAAGACACAUGAAAAACCUAUGAAGGACUGAUGAAAAUCUGAAGUCUACUCUCUACAGGUAUACUUGGAUACUAUGGCCCAAGAUAUUAAAAAGCGCUUUUGUUUUGGCAAGAGAAACAUAAACAAGAUCAGUUAUAAUGAUUUGUCUUCUUUCAAACUUCUAUAUAGCCUUUACAUACAUCUAAUAAUUUUCUGUGUGUGAAGUCAGUGCUUUUACUGCUGAAUUUCACAUCUCAUGCUCUGCUGCUGAUAGUAAAAUUAAAAAUCAUUUGAGAUUUCUAACUGAAGUGUAUGCAGUGGCUUAAUAGUUUGAAUGUUCCACAAGUAUUUCAGUUUCAUUGUCUUACCCCUAUAUAUAAUUAAUUAUAGAACAUUUUUGAAAAGUAAAACUUGGCUGAGCUUGUAAAUUUAUGUAUUUAAUGUCAAGAUAACUUGUUUCAUUUGAUUAUCUGUACCUAAAAGCUGCAGCUCUACUUCACUGUGACAGAAUAAAAGUUCAGUAUUUGCAGACAAUAUGAUGUUACCAAAGCUGAAAGUGUAUAUGAAAUAUGUAUCAUAUCCAGAAGUGCCAAUUUACCAAACUAAAAAAUUACGAAAUCAGAGAAGAAAAUCAGGAGAAUUAUUAUCGCAGCUACCAAAAUAAUUUUAGAGAAUUUAAUUAAUUUUUAAAUAGAGAAACAAAUUUUUAAAUAGUAAACUAAUUUUAAAAAAUAUCAAGUUAAAAACUCCAAGUCCAGUCACUAAUUAAUUAUGCAAAUAAUACAAAAAUAUUUUCAUUUAAAUUUUUUAAUGUUUCUUUUAACAGGAAAAUAGUUUAAUCAGUUAUUAUAUUACUAAUAGGAACAGUCUCAGAUAUUGCUUUCACUGUGCUUUUACAUUCUAAUUUUUUAAGCAAUGGCCAUGUAAAUUUGUUUGUAUCCCCACAAGUAGGCAAGCUUGUAUCCCCAAAAUCAGUUUGUAUCCCCACCAGUAGGCAAGAGGUAGAAUUGCUAAACACUGAAGAUUCAACUUAGGUUAAAAAUCUGGCAAACAAGUUAUUCAACUUAGGUUUAAAAUCUGAGAAACAAGCUGACUUAUAGGCAUUUCUAGAGUUUUCCUCAUGCAUAGCAUGAAUGUAUGACAGUUUCUCUAAAAGUUUAUAAAAAUCUCUCAUGAAGGCAUUUUUCAAGCAGAUAGUCGUAGAGCUUUUUGCUGAAAUCUACAUAAUAUAGUCCAGUGAUUCUUAACCAGUGGUAUGCAAAGAAACAAAGUAUUUUUAACUAGACAUAACAAAAUGAUGAUGUUUUGAAAAGGAGUAAUAGAAACGGAUGUUGUAUUUAAUAGGAUAUAAAAAAAUAAUAGUAUCUCAAUUCUUUCAGAGCUGAUCGAUUUAUUAGAAUAUCUACACUUUAUAUCGCCACUAUUAUUCCAGGUUCAUAGUGCUCUAUUUUCAAUUAAAAUCAAUUUUUUAAGUGGAUUUGCUGUCUUUAACAGCAGUUCUUUUAUCUUAUUGUUUUAUAGUCCCUACAUUUCUAUGUGAUUUGAGAAUAUCAUCGUUUGUUUUUGAAGAACUCGCAAUAUAUUGUGCAUUUAAAUAUA
This is a messenger RNA of Stegodyphus dumicola, 2306 nucleotides long. Its product is annotated as very long chain fatty acid elongase 4-like. Gene Ontology annotation, molecular function: fatty acid elongase activity. Gene Ontology annotation, cellular component: endoplasmic reticulum membrane. NCBI's taxonomy places the organism in Eukaryota, Metazoa, Arthropoda, Arachnida, Araneae, Eresidae. The record is from RefSeq and is a predicted model, not a curated record. Gene Ontology annotation, biological process: fatty acid elongation, monounsaturated fatty acid; fatty acid elongation, saturated fatty acid; very long-chain fatty acid biosynthetic process.